Molecule: messenger RNA, 885 nt
Organism: Nicotiana tabacum (common tobacco)
Lineage: Eukaryota; Viridiplantae; Streptophyta; Magnoliopsida; Solanales; Solanaceae
Source: RefSeq, a predicted model, not a curated record
AUGUCAUUACAAGAAAAAGAGGUUUCGGGGGCCCGAGAUUCCACAUAUCCCAGGUUACCAGAUUACAAGUUCAAUAUCAGCACAGUGGAGUUGGUAUCAACGGUGAGGAAUAUCAAAGAAGUACAAUUCCCGAAACCAAUCAGAUCUGAUCCCAGCCAGAGGGAUUCUAACUUAUGGUGCGAAUAUCAUGGGACUCAUGACCAUAGAACUGGGGACUGCCGGUAUCUACGUGAAGAGGUGGCGACGUUGUUGAAUAAUGACCAUCUCAGGGAGUUCUUGAGCAACCGAGCCAAGAACAAUUACCACCGUAGUCGGGACAAUGCGGAGCCUUCGAAGAUAGCAGAAGACUCCCCUCGGUUGGCUAUUAACAUGAUUUUUGGAGGGAAUGAAAUUAAUGGCAUAACCUUCUCGGCGGCAAAGAAAACAAAGAUAUCAGUGACCCACAACAAGAGACUCUGGGAAGUCAUAGAAGAUGACAUCACCAUCACGGAGGGAGACACCGAUGGACUCCUUCUGCCACAUAAUGACACCCUGGUAAUUUCUCUCAAUGUCUUAGAUUUCAAGAUUAAACGUGUUUUGGUUGACCUAGGAAGCUCAACCAACAUCAUUCAAUGGAGAAUGCUGGAACAAGCAAAGUUAACUGGAAGUAUCAUUUUGGCAACAAAGCUCCUCGCUGGGUUCAACUUGGCAAAUAUGGCAACCCGAGGUGAGAUCCUGUUGCCCACGAAUACGGAAGGGGUAACCAAUACCACCUUAUUUGAAGUGGUAGACGGCGACAUGGGUCAUAACAUAAUCCUCGGAAGGCCGUGGAUACAUGAGAUGAAGGAUGUGCCCUCAAUAUAUCAUCAACUAUUGAAAUUCCCAACCCCGGAAGGAAUCAAGUAG